AUAUUUCUAUUAUUAGAACGGAAGCAUGGAAAACAUUAUGAAGCACUGAAAAACUAAUCUAAGUCAUUUAGCAUGAUAAAGUGAUAAAAUUAAAUGCCUUCCAUAUAAGAAAGGAGUAGGGGUUGUUAAAACAGCAGAAGAAUGAGUUUGUACAGUAGAAAGAUUACAGUUAUGGAUGCCAGAAAAAAAGAGCAGUAGACAACAUGGUGAAGCAGAAAAUAUUCAAAAAAUUGAUAAAAACUGACAAUAUGAAUUGAAUAAAAUUCUAAUCAAUAUUAAAUGCUUUUUUUUAAAAUACACCUGAUAGGAUAAAAAAAUUAUAAUAUCAUCAUGAAAUUCUUGUUAAAUGAGGAACUAACUAAAAUCCAAACUAGUAUACUCCAAAUACCCUUGAACAAAUACAAAUAAAUUCUUAUAGUUUAAUUUAUAAGCAUUACUAUGUUGACUUGAAUUCUGUUUUCACUUUUGAAAUAAACUUAAUAUUAAUUUCAAAUUUGCAUUUCUUUUUAGUGAAAAUUGGAGUAUCAAAUCAACAUCAUACGAAACACUGAGUGAAAUAUGCAGUAAUAGAAGCACUUCCAAAACUUCAGAGUUUGUAACACACAUUACUCAUUUUAAGACAUCAUUAUUAAGAUUUUUUUUCCCUUGUAGUAGUUCAUUCGUUCUGUCUUAUAUAUAACUUUUGUAAUAAGUGUAAUUAAUUACAUAAUAAGGAAACUAUUAUUUGAAGAAUUUGUAUUAAAUUACAGGUUUAAAGCUCUUUUGAUAAUGUUUAUAUUUCUAACGUAUAGUCUGAUACAUAAAACGUAUAUGUGAAAUUUCGAAUAGAUAUAAUACACAACAAAUGAGGUAUAUUGUUCUUAACUAUUAGAGCCAACUUACUUUAUUAAUUUUAGAACAUCAGUUUCUUAAUAACAAACAACAGUUUCUUGAAACCUUUCGAUAAUAUAACAUGCAUUAUAAAUAAUGCACAAAAUAUAACUAAAAACUAUAAAGAGAUCACAUGAAUGAGAAAUUCCCGCGCUCCAUGUACGAACUAAACUCUUGGUUGCUUAGCAACCUCAAUAAAGAAUCAACAAACUAAAGAAUUUCUGAGCAGUUCUUUGCAAUAAAACGUUUUCUUUAUACAAAUUAAAAAAUUCUGAUUGAAAAAAAAAUCUACAGAAAUGUGAAUCAUAAUACAAUUUCCAGACCACGGAGUAUUCCAGACAAAUUUAUAAAAACACUGGAAUUUUCUUCAUUCGUCUACAUAGUGUUGCCAAUUAGUCAACCUUUAUAAAUACAUAAAACUCUAGGUUUUUAUCGUGCUUUUUAUUUUUGAAUACAUAUCGCUUAAUGUAAAGAGUUCUUCAUAAUAUCCCUUAAUAUAUGUAGUAUCCUUUAAUUAAAAUCAAAAUUAGUCUAUUAUUUUACUUCGUUUAACUAAUUUUUGAACUCUGCGCAGUCUUGGUUUGUGUCUAACGAUUCAAUGUUCAGUAAAAUGCAAAUUCUAACCUCCUUGGCAAGAAGGCAUAUUGACUCACAUUUCUUUUAAAAUACAACUGAGUAUAAACACACAGUCCCAUUAUAUUGCUCAAACUGCCCAUCAUAUUUACUUUAUCAUCUUACAAUCAUUAAAAUAAAGUUCAAGAGUUAAUAUUUAUUUAUAAAAUGUAUGGUCAAAUGAAACUAUUGAAUAUAGUACUUAAAAUAAGUCAGUAAAUUAUUUCAUUUCUUGAAAAUACCAUAAUGAAAUGCUGAUUUCUUUGCUAAUUUUUGGUAAACUUUUGAUUUCAUUAAGCUACUCAUGCCUAAUGCCAUUAUUAUUAUAUAUUUCGACAAUCUUUGUCCGUUCUGUUGUGUAAAAUAUUUGUCCUUGCAUUAUCUGAAAAUCGUAUCAUAUUUAAGUUUCUUCAAUAUUCACAGUGAACAAUUAUUUAAGUAGCAAAGUAACAUGAAUACUCUCUCAUCGCUCAUGGUCUAGUCAUUUUGCGUCAUUUUCAGUAGCCAAAUAAGAAUGUUUACCUUUAGAUUUGAUCGGAAUUUAAGGCCUCAUUCAAUUGAAACAUUUAGUGAUCGUUAAGGCCUCAUUCAAUUGAAACAGCGAUGAUCGCUCAAACAGCGAUUGUUGUAUCCAGCAUUAGCGAUCACUUUUGAAAACGAGUGAUUUUUGGUAUUCAUUUGAAACACUUCCCUACCAGUCGAACUCGUAGGGGUUGCCAGAGGUUACUUGAUGCGCGAUGCUGUUUGUCACGUGGUCGGAAGUUGCGUUUGUUUCGAAAUAACCAAUGAAAGAGCUACCAGAUGUGCAGGUUGACUCCUCGUAACCAUUCUUUAGGGUUGCAGUUCACGUUUGGUGUGCGAUCUCUGGCUUUUCAGCGCUAUUGUUUUAAAGUUUUAUCUAUGAAAAUUCUUCAAAGAUGGAGAAGUCCAAUUCGGAGCCUGAAUCUUGUAGAUACUUUAGUCAGUUUGAAAAGGCUGGUUAUUAUAAUACGGAUGCUGUUCAUCUGAAUGCUGGUGCUCCUGGUACAGAGCUAUUACGCAUGCUUCCUCCUAUUAUUGAUGCUGCUACAAAUCAUCGAAUGCAAAACGAAUUGGAAGGAGAUGCUCAAUUGUUUCAAUAUGGAGAUGAGAGAGGCAAUUGGCAGUUUAGAAGUUUUUUAGCCAAAUUUUUAUCAGAAGAAUAUGGGGAUCCUGUAAAUAGUGAGCAGCUGUUUCUAACUGGAGGUGCUUCUAGUGGUUUGUGGUUAGUUUUAAGUAGGUUAUUUAGAGCUGGCAGCCUAGUCUUUGUUGAAGAUCCUUCCUAUUUUGCUGCCCUAAAAGUCUUUGUUGACUUAAAUAUGAAAGUAAUAGCAGUUAAAACUGAUGAUGAAGGAAUUGUUGUUGAUGAUCUCAAAAUGAAAAUAAAAAAGCUCUUUCCUGAUGAACCGACUAUUUGCAGACCACCUCUACAAGCUUUGCUUUAUCUUAUACCAGUUUAUCAUAAUCCUACAGGAUACAUUCUUCCUGAAGGAAGAUGUCAUCAGCUUAUAAGUUUAGCUCAGAAAUAUAGUAUUACUAUAUUAUGUGAUGAUGUUUACAAUCUCCUUCACUAUGAUGGAUUGAAAACAUGUCCCAAAAGACUAUUUUCAUUGGAUAAAGAGUCAUAUCCAGAAUAUGUUGGCAAUGUAAUUUCUAAUGGCUCGUUUUCAAAAAUUUUGGGCCCAGGAUUAAGAAUUGGAUGGCUGGAAGCACCUAAAUGGGCAAUUGAAAUGUUCCAGGAUUUUGGUGUAUUAACAAGUGGUGGUGGUUUAAAUACAUUUACGUCUGGUAUAAUCACCAGUUUACUGGCUUUAGGUAAAAUGAAUACACAUCUGCAGAAAGUUAAAAAUAUUUACAAAACACACAUGGAUGCAACAGCUGAAUUAUUACGAGAAGAACUCCCUCCAAAUUGUACAUUAAAAUCACCAGCUAAGGGUGGCUAUUUCCUAUGGAUAGAAUUACCUGAAAAUAUGAGUUCAAGUAAUUUAUUGCCAUUUGCAAAGAAAAUGUAUGAAGUAGACUUUAUGCCAGGAAUUAGGGCAUCUCCUUCUGGCAGCUUUUCCAACUAUAUACGCAUCUGCAUCAGCUUUUACCCCCUGGAUGUUUUAUUGUCUGCUGUCCGACGACUCUGUCUGGCAAUUUCAGAUUUUCAAUUAAAAGCUAAUGAUGAUCCUGAUUUUUGGCAAAGUUAUAUGAAUUAGGAACUAUUAAAUUAAAUGCAUUUGACAUUUGCUCUGCAUAAGGAAUUGUUACACUAUAUUUGCUCUAAUACAUAAAUGUGUGGGCAGAUAAAAUUUUAUAAUAAUGUAUUUUAGUUUUUAUAUUUGAAAGGGUAAAAAGAGGGAAAGAAUUGCUAUAGUAAACACUCUAAAAAAAUCUAAUACAUUAAAAUUGACUUUUAAUUCUUAUUUAACUUCUAAUUAUUUUUAAUAGCAAAUAGUGCACCAUAAAAGGAAUUUCAUUGAUAUGUACAGUAUACGGAAAAAAUAUAUGUGUUUUGAGAUGUUUGGGGGUCACAUCGCCAUUGUGUUUAAAAAUACAGUAUUCUGUAAUAAAUCAUUUAAAUAUAAUUGAACUUUGCCAAGAUUUUGUUGUGUGUGCAUCUGUUGCACCAACGGAUAACCAUGUUAUAUAAAUAUAAGACUUGUUUACUUCUGGCAGUUUUUUCCCUCUUUUUAUCUGAUAAAAUGGUCAUGAAAGAAUAUUUAUAUUUUUUAACAUUCUUACAUAAUUAAAGUAAAAAAAAAAAAAACUCAGCAAAGUAACUGAUUGUCUAAAUUGAGAUAUCAUACAAUUAGUACCAUAAAAUUAGCAGAAGAAAAAGGAAGACAUUCCAAAAUAAUUAAAGCAUUAUGCUUUUAAUAAGAAAUUAUUUUUAUAAGAAAACAACUUUAUUUUCCUCUUAAAUGAUAAAAUUUUAUUAUUGUUGCAAGUUUUUUGUAUUUUAUGCAAUUGUUAUUUAUACUUAUAGUGAUUUAUACUUGUUGCAUUGAAUACAUAUAUAUUUCAUUUUUCAUUAUUAAUCAUGUUUAAAAAUUACAAGAAUUGUGUAAUUGCAGCUAUGUUAGUAAAAAAAAAAUUGUUUAAUAUUCUCAUGUACCUGUGUAGAUUAAGUGCAUAAAAUAUUGCAAAUUGGAAAUUUUAUACUGUGUUGACAUUGUUCUAAAUAUAAAUUUAUGAAAUGCUUAUAGAUUUGUUAAAGGAAAUAACUAUCAUACUGCUUUUGUAAAAGCAAAAAUUUAAUUGUUGUUUAGUUUAAAAUAAAUGAGUACUAUGUAAAAUUUUUUCAUAGUAAUUUUUGUCAUUUGUGUACAUAGAUUUAAAAAUAUAUAUUGAGUUAUGCAAAAAUGUUAACAGAUUGCAAAAUAUUCAUAUAUUGCAAUCUGUUAACAUUUUUGCAUUAAAAACCUUUUAUUUUUAAAUUCAGUACAUUUAUUAAUAACUUGAACUGUAAUGUACAUAUUGUAUUGUUUCCAAGAUACAAAUCUGAAUUUAUUGAUGUCUGUUCAGAUUAGAUACAACUGUAAAAAAUAAGCCAUAAAAGAAGGUUUAUUAAAAAAUUUAGUUUCAUUUCUAAUAAACUUCCUAUAUUAAUGCUUUAAAAACAUGUAUUUUGAAAAAAAUCGUAUCUUAAUUAAUUAUUAUAUUACUGUUUAUAACACUGGAAUAACACAUAUAAGUUUUUUUUUUUAAGGAUAUUGUCACAAACAAGAAUAUAAUUAUCAAAAAUAUUCACCUAAUAAAUGUAUUCAUUCCAUGUAUUUUAAAUCUAUAUAUCUUCAUAAUGCUUAUAGAUUAACGUGUUGAACCAGAAGAUUCUUGCGAAGAAUGUUUUUUUACAUACUUGAUUUUUACAAUGAGUGAAAGCAUUAUUUUGUUUGUUCUUGGAGAAAAGUAAAAUAUUUCUGUCUUAAUAUAUAGUACCUUCUUUUCAUUCAUUUCUUAGUAAAAAAUUAAUCUUCAUAUUAAAACUCAUGUUGAUAAUAAUGAAACCAAAUUUUGGAAGGUAAAUACGUUGAUAAACCAUAUUAAAAGAAGACCAUCUGUUAUAAAGCUUUAUUGUUUACUUACAUUUAGUACAGAAUUUCUUAAGUGCUGUUGCUAUUUCAGUGAUAUGCAAGAUUUAGUCGUGUUUUAUUCUGAUGACAGUUUCAGUAUAGUGAAUUCCGGGGAGUCAAGUGAAUUUAUUAGGAAAAUAAUUUAUAGUGUAAUGCACUGGCUUCUAUGUGAAUGGCAAAAAAACUUUAUUUGUUGAAUUUAUGGGAAGAGUUUGCCUCAAAUAUUUUACCUAAAUACAUUAAUAUUAUAAAACUGUGGCGCAUAGUAAAUCCAUUUUGCAUACUUUUAUAGGGAAAAGAUAAUGACAUAACAUUUAUAUGGGUUACACUUUUAAAUUGAUAUGCAUCAAUGCAGCAGUUUGUUUUGUGCAGCACAUAUUCUAACUGCACAAUAGUGAUGGAAUCCGGUGCUGCAGAAUCCACUUCUGAAGAUCUUAUGUGUGGAGUAAAAGUGACAUAUAUAUCAACAUCUUUAACAAAUUCCCAAAGAGGAGAAGAAAACACAAAGAAUUGAAACUGGAAGCUUGAAAGUACACCACAGGGUCAUAUUGUGCACUUUGAAUGAUCCAGAACUGCUGGUAAUGAGCCAUUGCAUUCAACAAUAUUAAACUGUACACAAUAAUAAAUGAACACAAAAACAUAAUCAAUGUAUGAUAAGCAUUGUAUGUAAAUACUUUUACAUUGGAAAAAAAGCCGUUUUGUAGGCAAAUCUGCCCGUCCCCUUUUUGUUUUGUUUAAAUCAACCACCUUCUAACCUACUAGCAUAUAACAAAAGAAAAAGUAUAUACAACACAUUUUUUUUUUUAUACAUCAGAAUCAAAGUUUUUGUGAAUUUCAAUUCCUCGUAUCUUUUGGCUAGUAUUUUCAUUGCUUAUUUAAAUACCUUAGAAAUUGAAAAGAUACCUAAACAAUUAAAACCAAUUUUAUAGUACAUAUUAAAAUCUAGCUUGCUAGAAAUAAAUAUUUUUCUUUAUAUUUAUAAUUUUUAUUGUUCUACAAUUCUUUUUCAUUUUUUGUUUAUUAAUGUGUGGCAUAUUAUAAGUAUAUUCUUUAUAGACAAGUACUUCAUCUAGAAUUUCAGUGUUAAAAAUAAAUAAUAUUUUAACCAAAAAUCAAUUUUUUAAUAUUGUUAAAGGAAAUUAAUAACUUUUAAUUUAGAUAAAUAACCUUGAACUAAAUUAAAAGUUAAUAAACUGCAUUUCUCUCCAGUCUGUUCUGAAGAUGUCCAGGGCACACUAGUUGCUGACAGAAUAUGGUUACUGAACACUUUAUUUCAAUUCAGGUUUAAAUUUAGUUGUUUUGUGACACUGCACAAUAUUUUAUGUAUUGUUCAUUGUAUAAUUUGAAAAAAGUGCAUGAAAAAAAUUUUUAAGUCAUGAUUAUCUUAACCAAGUUGAGAUGAUUAUCAUUAUGGUUAGUUGUAUUAUUAUUAUCAUUUCCAAAUAAAAAAGGAUAUAAAAAUUA
Messenger RNA from Stegodyphus dumicola, 7022 nucleotides. RefSeq lists its product as uncharacterized. NCBI's taxonomy places the organism in Eukaryota, Metazoa, Arthropoda, Arachnida, Araneae, Eresidae. Gene Ontology annotation, biological process: biosynthetic process. The record is from RefSeq and is a predicted model, not a curated record. Gene Ontology annotation, molecular function: pyridoxal phosphate binding; L-2-aminoadipate:2-oxoglutarate transaminase activity.